CUGAAAGAUUUUCAGUGAUGCACGUUUGUGUGUCUCAAAAUUCGACUGGCAGUGGCGAAAAGCUGGAAUUCCUUCUUGUAAGUGGUCCUGUGGUCCUGGAGGAGCUCAAUAUCCAAUAUUCAAUGCCCACCGCAUCCGCGAAGCGCCGACUCUAUCAUUUGUAAAUUCCGUAGGGAGCGCGCAGCAACACUGAAGGUUUUCAAUAGAACAACUAACGUGCGGUGUGCGGGCGGGAACACGCCAGGUGACCGAAAGCAGCACAAUUCCCAAUCUUGAUCCUCACCCACGAAGUAGAGGAAACUUUCUCUUGGAAGGACAGGAUGAAGCUUUUCGCUGCGUUAAAUCUGUUCUUGGGUGUAUCUCGAGUAAUCUUGGAUGGCUUACGCUUUGCUUUCGUUCCUACUCUCGUUGAUGUUCUUCGAAACCCUCUGCGCAUUUUUCGGCUAUCUGAGACUUAUAUGACCCACCUUUGGGCAGUACUCUCGGACUUGGUGGAUGAAAAUGCUCGCCCUAUGAAAGAAAGCAUUAUUUCUUCUCAUGCUCACGGUGUAGUCCUCGACUUGGGUGCGGGUUACGGGCAUACAAUUCUUUAUCUCGGCCGACCCAAGGUUUCCAGAUAUAUUGCUCUAGAACCCAACGUUUGUAUGCACGCCAAGAUUCGAGGAGUCGCGAAUAAAUCCGGUUUCUUUGAAUCAGACGGUUCCCUAGUCAUCCUUGACCACAGAGCGGAAAAUCUCUCUCUCAUUCCCCAUUUCAUUGACGGUCCUGUUGAUACUUUGAUCACAGUUCUCACCGUUUGUUCAAUUCCGAACGCCAGACGUGUCCUGACUCGUCUGGUCAGAGACAUCGUCAAACCCGGUGGCCAGUUCCUGUUCUACGAACAUGUUAGAAAUCCGAGGGACGAUGUCGCUUGGUGGCAGAAAUUCUACAAUCCUGUAUGGGGUCUCUUUUUCGACGGGUGUAGACUUGACCAGCCGACGGACAAGUGGGUGGAGGAUAUGAAGGAUCUUGAUGAAUAUGGAAAGGAGAUAUGCAUGUGGAGUGAAGGAAAUUGUUGGACAGAUCCCAAUGCUUCUGAGGAGAAUUUAACCUGGCAUGUUGCUGGGAGAUUUGUGAAGAGAUUCUCAUAG
Molecule: messenger RNA, 1130 nt
Organism: Marasmius oreades (fairy-ring Marasmius)
Lineage: Eukaryota; Fungi; Basidiomycota; Agaricomycetes; Agaricales; Marasmiaceae
Exons: 2
Coding region: 321-1130 (269 amino acids)
Source: RefSeq, a predicted model, not a curated record